GCCAGCUAGCCUUAAAGAGCAGAAUGGAUCUUGACGUGGUUAACAUGUUUGUGAUCGCGGGCGGGACGCUGGCCAUCCCAAUCCUGGCAUUUGUAGCCUUGUUUUUCCUGUGGCCUUCGGUGCUGAUAAAAAUCUAUUAUUGGUACUGGAGGAGGGCAUUGGGCAUGCAGGUUCGCUCUGCUCGCCAUGAAGACUAUCAGUUCUGUUAUUCCUUCCGUGGUAGGCCUGGGCACAAACCUUCCAUCCUCAUGCUCCAUGGGUUCUCUGCACAUAAGGAUGUAUGGCUCAGCAUCGUCAAGUUUCUUCCAAAGAACCUGCACUUGGUCUGCGUAGACAUGCCAGGACAUGAGGGUACUACCCGUUCUCCCCUGGAUGACCUGUCCAUAGAAGGGCAAGUUAAGAGGAUACACCAGUUUGUAGAAUGCCUCAAGCUGAACAAAAAACCAUUCCACUUGAUAGGCUCCUCUAUGGGCGGCGCUGUGGCUGGGGUGUAUGCUGCUUACUACCCGUCAGAUAUUGGCAGUCUGACCCUUGUGUGCCCCUUUGGCCUGCAAUACACAAUGGAAACACCAGACCUACUACAGCUCGAAGGAACACAGAACUUGGAUACCAUAGAGAAGUCCCACUUGAUCCCAUCCACUGCAGAGGAGAUGAGUGAAAUGCUUCAGUUCUUCUCCUACGUCCGCCUUAAGGUGCCCCAGCAGAUCCUGCAAGGCCUUGUUGACGUCCGCAUCCCUCACAACAACUUCUAUCGAAAGUUGCUUUUGGAACUCAUCAAAGAGGAGUCAAGAUACUGUCUCCAUCAGAACAUGGACAAGAUCAAGGUCCCAACACAGGUCAUCUGGGGGAAACAAGACCAGGUGUUAAGUGCAUCUGGGGCAGACAUUUUGGCCAAGUCAAUCACCAACUGCCAAGUGGAACUUCUGGAAAACUGUGGGCAUUCAGUGGUGGUGGAGAAACCCAGGAAGACAGCUAAGUUCAUCGUCGACUUUUUAGCUUCUGUGUACAACACAGACAACAAGAAGCUGGACUGAGGCCCUGACUGCAGCCUGCACUCUGCACCCCGCACCCCGCAUCCUCUUCCAUCUCCCAAAUUUGAUGCUGACAGGAUACGAUUUCUCAGAGAUCCUGCCGCAAAAGUGGUCAGAGCACCAGUGUCCCUGAGGAAGCCAGUCCCCUAUUCCCAGUCAGAUCCACAGAGCUUUGGGGGCCACAAGGAAAUCUCCAACAUGUUUUUCACAAAAUGGAAAUUAAUAUGGAACAAAAUAAGAAAACCCAGCCUUGAAAUCUAUUGAGAAGUCUUCAAGUUCACGUUGCAAAGCAGCCACCUUGAACCAUAAUCACUGAGGACAUCCUUUCUUUAAAACACUUCUCACAAACAGACUUGGGGUAUUUCUGUUGCUUCAGAUGUCCUCUGCAUGGUGUCUGUUUGUCCCCAUUCACCAAGCCCCUCUCGUUUAUGUCUCCUUUAAGUUUUACAUAAAGACCCGUAUGUGAAUGUAGUCUGUCAGCUGCAAGAUCAGGGAGGAAAAUGGUGAGCUAUGGAAAAUAUUUACACAUGCAGAGGGGUGUUCUGCCUUGGCCCAGCACUUGGAGCAGCAGAGAACAUGGGUGGUGGUUUGAUCAGCUCCUAUGUGUCAGGUAUGCCAUGAGUGAAUUUAGAACAGUCACGGUAUGAAGAACUCCUGUAAGGGUGGGUUUCCUGGAAAUAAUUUAUUAUUUCUAAAAACAGAAAUAAUAAUAAAUAAUAAAAUAAUAAUAAAUGA
Molecule: messenger RNA, 1766 nt
Organism: Pteropus alecto (black flying fox)
Lineage: Eukaryota; Metazoa; Chordata; Mammalia; Chiroptera; Pteropodidae
Gene: ABHD6
Product: abhydrolase domain containing 6
Exons: 8
Coding region: 24-1034 (336 amino acids)
Molecular function (GO): catalytic activity
Source: RefSeq, a predicted model, not a curated record